Messenger RNA from Temnothorax curvispinosus, 601 nucleotides. RefSeq lists its product as uncharacterized. Lineage: Eukaryota; Metazoa; Arthropoda; Insecta; Hymenoptera; Formicidae. The record is from RefSeq and is a predicted model, not a curated record. The transcript has a single exon. Bases 59 to 601 code for a protein of 180 amino acids.
CUUUCGGGAGGAGCUUGCGAGCUUGUAUCGUGCUGAUAUUGAGCAGAUUGCAGCUGAGAUGCAGGGGCUAACUGAGAAAGUCACGGAGAUUGAGAACAAGAUAUCAUCCGCCUCCGCCUCCAUCGAUCACGAGGAAAUAAUGGAGGAAAUUUCCGAGAGGGAGAGAAGAUCCUCAAACUUAAUUUUUUAUAACAUUGAGGAGUCAAAUUCUCCCUCUUCCUCGACUGAUGACGGUUCGAAUGAUUUGGCCACGGCCGAGGAAAUAAUACGCAAGAUACGGCCCUUAAAUCCUCCUCGUAUCAAGAUCCGGAGACUCGGCACUUUUAGACAGGGUCAUGCAAGACCCUUGCGAGUCUCAUUGCCGUCCAAAUCCGACGCCAUCGACAUUCUCAAGAAAAAGAAGAGCUACUCCGGACCAGUUGGUAUCAAGCAGGAUUUAACCAGGAAGCAGCGUGAUCAUUUCGUUUGUGUUAAGAAGCGGUUUGAAUCGCUUAGAGACACUGGCGUCACCGACAAGACUAUUAGGUUUUUUAACGGCAUACCGAAAAUUGUCAAUAUGCCUCAGAGUUCGCGUGCAAAAAACAUGAACACUGCCCUUUAG